GUUGUGUAGCUGUACAGAGGUUUUGGUUUUUGAACCAGAUUGCCGCGACAUCCCACGCCAUUGCGGGUUUGCGACGACAAAACAAGGCCACAACAUACAAACCCCCGACGAACACGAUGCAGCCUUUAUUAUUCACGUAUGGGCUUUUUGCCUGGUUUGCAGCGCAAGCUGCCGCAACGGCCCUGACAUAUAAACUACACGCGAGCGAGAAGGCGUGCUUCUACGCCACUGGCAAGACCAAGGGCGAGAAGAUGGCCUUCUACCAUGCGGUUCAAUCUGGUGGCAGUUUUGAUGUCGAUUAUGAGGUUGUUGGACCCACUGGCAAGGUCAUUCUCGAUGGCGAGGCAGAGCGCCAGGGUGAUUUUGUUUUUACCGUCAACGAUAUUGGAGAGUACAGGUUCUGCUUCAGCAACACUAUGAGCUCAUACGACGACAAGGUGGUUGACUUUGAGAUUGCCGUUGAGAACGAAGCUCGUGUUGGCCUCCCGUCGAAGAAGGGAACUUCACCAGAACAGACAUCAGUACUCGAGGAGUCGGCCUUCAAGAUCUCAGGCCAGCUAUCGUCCAUCACUAGGCACCAAAAGUACUUCCGUACACGCGAAAACCGCAACUUUGCCACUGUUAGGAGCACGGAGAAACGCAUCAUCAACUUCAGUCUGAUUCAAUGCGGUCUGAUUGUUCUUAUGGGAGCGCUGCAGGUGUUUAUCGUUAGGUUCUUCUUCCAGGGCGCGAGGAAAGGAUACGUAUGAUCUGUCUUCAUCAUACCGGUGGUAAACUUUUGCUUGGGGUCAUCUGUCUAGGAGUACAACAAACAAACGUUGCAAACGGGCAGGUCUCGAAAUCCUCAAAAAUCUGUGUCGUCUGCUACAAUUAACGCUACAGACAACACGCGCAGUGAUUGUGGUAAGGAAUUCUAGAAGCCUUUCGGGAGAGUGAUGCAAGCGGGUUCACUAUAGGCAUUUUGGUACUCUCAAAUCUGUUCAGUUCAAACAAGUCCAUUGAAUUUGUGAAUGUGGUUGGUUGCCGUGCGUAUUACAAUUCUUAAAGUGUGGUUUCCAACCAUGCAAUCCAAAAUCAAGGCUUAAAGUCAAAUUAAGUUAUUUCCUCUAGGUAGC
Molecule: messenger RNA, 1115 nt
Organism: Pyricularia grisea
Lineage: Eukaryota; Fungi; Ascomycota; Sordariomycetes; Magnaporthales; Pyriculariaceae
Exons: 4
Coding region: 117-749 (210 amino acids)
Biological process (GO): Golgi organization; protein retention in ER lumen; endoplasmic reticulum to Golgi vesicle-mediated transport
Cellular component (GO): Golgi apparatus; endoplasmic reticulum; COPII-coated ER to Golgi transport vesicle
Source: RefSeq, a predicted model, not a curated record